CGUAUAUCGACAUUUCGCCUGCCCUAUACGAGUGAUAUUACAUUGAAAGAUUGUGUAAAGUUGAUAAAAAAAAAACAUUAAUCGAACAAGUUAUUUAAAGUGAACUUCAAGGUCUGAAGUAUGUAACUGUUGACGAGAAAUCGCUAAUUUGACCUACAGAACUUUGAAACUAGUGCGCCGCCUUUUCAUUGAACAUUCUACAUGAAUGGAAAAUGGAACUAGAGCCCAAAGAAUGGAAUCUGACAAAUAGUCAGGAUGUUCUCAGUGACAAUAACAAGUUUGAAGAGUCAAAAAAACAUAAGUAUCCCGAAGAAAAUGAAACAGUGGCUAUCAAAAAGCAAAAGUUAGAUGAGGACAAUGAAAACUUGGAAUGUCUGAACUCGCUUAGGAACAUUUGUGAGGCAGAUCUAGAAGACAAUGCUGCUCCUCUUAAUACCCUGCCACCCUCUGAAGAAACUCUAAAACUAAAUGUAACUACCACUCAAAAAAAGAAAAAGAAGAAAAAAGUUGUUUCUGAGGCAGCCACCAAGCCCAAAGACGUCAAACCAAAAAAUGAGAAGUUGAAAUCCCACAUGAGGAAAAACAUCAGGGAUAUUCUGAAAGGUGAUGAGCUUGAGGCAGAGACAAGAGCUGCUCAACAGAGAGAACUUGAAAGAGUGCAAAGAAUCCAUCAACAACAACAACAACAGCAGCAACAGCAGGUUCCAGAAUGCAGCUACAUCCCUCAUUUUGAUGAAGAAGAUGAUCAGGCUCCUGCUUCAACUUUAGUUGAGGAUUUACAAGCAUUAGCACAAGAACUUGAAGAUAGCACACUUUCACCAGAUAUCCCACUUGAAUUCUUAGAAAAUGACCAGCCCUUCAAUCAAACCUCAGAACCUCCUACUGUUGAUAUUGCCAAGGAGGAUAAUCAUGAAGUGCAUGUGCAAAAACAAAUCUAUGAUGAUGAUGUGAUAUGCCUUUCAAGUGAUGAUGAAGAGUUUCCUCCCAAACCGGCCCCUUCAGCUCCUACAUGUUCUAAACGAUAUGUCCCAGAUGAUGACGAUGAUGAUGUGGUCAUACUUUCAGGAGAUGAUGAGAAACCCGAAGUAGUUGAAGAAGAAAGUGAUGUCCACAAUUUUGGCCUUCAUACAAGAGAUGAAUUAAACAAGCCAGAUAACGAAGGACGAGUUCUAAUAAAUGUGGGUCACCCUUCCAAUGAAGUCGACAUUUUUCUAGCCCCCCAACUUGCCCGAGCAGCCAAAGCCCACCAGAUUGGCGGUAUUCGUUUCCUUUACGACAAUGUCGUGGAGAGCUUGGAGCAGUACUCCACGUCAGAGGGAUUUGGCUGUAUCUUGGCUCACUCAAUGGGCUUAGGCAAAACGUUUCAGGUCUGCGCCUUUUCAGAAGUGUUUUUACGUCACACCAAAGCGAGGACUGUGUUGAUCAUUGUUCCAAUCAACACAAUUCAAAAUUGGGUUUCUGAAUUCAACUCGUGGUUACCGCCUGAGCUCAGUCCUGAAAGAACAGAUGAUGAUCCUCCUGUACAACCUCGCAGUUUCCACCUGCAUGUUUUAAAUGACACAACUAAAGAUCUCAACUCGAGAUCGAAGGUGAUAGCUGACUGGACCAAUAAAGGUGGUGUCCUUCUUAUCGGUUACGAACUCUAUCGACUGUUUUAUACUCAGCGAGAGAGUAAAGAGAAAAAACGGUCGAAGGUUUCGAAAAAGACGAAGAAAGUGUCUGGAUUUGUUGAUUUGGAGGAAGAAGAGAAAGAGAAACGACGGCUUGAAAAAAUUUACCAGGCCUUAGUCAAUCCCGGACCGGAGUUGAUAAUUUGCGAUGAAGGUCAUCGUAUAAAAAAUAUGAAGACAUCUAUUUCAGUUGCGCUGAAAGAAGUGCGUACACGUCGUCGAGUCGUCCUAACAGGGUACCCUUUACAGAAUAACCUUCUCGAGUAUUGGUGUAUGGUUGACUUCGUCCGGCCGAAUUUUCUCGGUACAAGAACCGAAUUUGGAAAUAUGUUUGAACGACCCAUCCAGAAUGGACAGUGUGUGGACAGCAAUCCAGCCGAUGUGAAGCUUAUGAAAGAACGCGUAUACGUACUUCAUUCCUUGGUUAAGGGUUUUGUCCAACGAAGAAGCCAUGCAGUGUUACGAAAUAGCCUUCCACAUAAAGAGGAGCAUGUUCUUCUUUUACGGAUGACGACACUUCAGCGGGAGCUUUAUAAACACUACAUGUCUCAGCUGUUGCUGAACAAAUCAGUGUCCAACCCUCUCAAGGCGUUUGCAGUUUGCCUCAAAAUUUGGAACCACCCCGAUGUGUUGUACAAUUUUUACAAGAAAGGAAAAGAUGACUUGGACUUGGAGUUGGAUGAAGAGACACCCGAAAGUCGGAAAAAGAAGAAAAGUACUGCCGUCACCAAUGCCGUUCCUCCGAUGCCUUCGCUUCCUACUCCAAUUGUUCCUAAUGAUGACGAAGCUGGAGAUGGUAGCCAAUCCUCUCUUCAAACUGGUUUCCCUGUUGAUUCAGGAGCCAAUGACUGUGCCAAAGAGAAGAAAGAAGAGGCCAUCUCUUUGGAAUGGGCUCAUGAUUUCUUUAAAGGAUACACCCCUGGUAAUAUUGAAAACGCUGCCAAAACGAAAAUAUUUUUCACCAUACUGGAGGAAUCUGUGAAAAUUGGAGAUAGACUUCUAGUCUUUAGCCAGUCCUUAUUUACCCUUAAUAUGCUCGAAGAAUUCCUUCAGCAACGUAAAAUUCCCAAUCGUGGAGAAGAACAUUGGUGUAAGAGUAAAUCUUACUUCCGACUGGACGGCAGCACCACGGGCAUGGAGAGGGAGAAGCUUGUCAAUGAGUUUAAUUCCAAUGCAGACGUUUUGCUCUUCCUAAUUUCUACCCGUGCUGGAAGCCUCGGCAUCAACUUGAUAGGUGCGAAUCGUGUCAUUGUGUUUGACGCCUCCUGGAAUCCUUGCCAUGACGCUCAAGCAGUUUGCAGAGUCUAUCGGUAUGGUCAGAAGAAACAGUGUUUUAUUUAUAGACUGGUGACCGAUAACUCCCUGGAAAAGAAGAUUUACGACAGACAAAUAGGCAAACAGGGAACCGCGGAUCGUGUGGUAGACGAACUUAAUCCUGAGGCUCGGCUCUCGUUGAAAGAAGUUACGAGUCUUGUCUGUGACGACGAGGACGAUCCGCCUGUCAGAGAUUUCGGGGAAUCCUAUACGGCUGCAUCUAAUAUCACCGAUGAAAUUCUAGGAGAAGUUCUUCAGAAAUGGGGUCACAGUUUUACAAAAGACCCCUUUCAACACGACACACUUCUACUUGAAGGCAAGGAUUCUGGGUUGUCGAAAGCCGAAAAGCGAAUGGCGCAGCGCUUGUACGAGAAAGCCAAGCUGGAUGGCAAUAUGCAGUAUCGACGUCAGAACUAUUCGUCUUAUUAUCCCAAAAUGCCAGUUCCUAUUCCGACAAUGGACAACAAUGCUUUCAGUCGCAUGAAUCCCAUGUAUUCAUCUCCUCGACCAUCGAGUAUUCCACCAAAACAUACCAACAGUCCUCCUCGGCAGGGAAAUAUGAACUUGUUGGCCGAAGCAUUUGCUCAAGGAAAACUGGUCUGCAAAGAAAUGGUACUCACAAAGGACGUCACUAUCGCUAGAAAUCAAAUGCCUGAUGGAACCGGUGAAACAACCCCAACUGUUUUACCUUCUGGAACUAGAGUGAAGUUAAUUAAAACGCCAAAAGGUAUCUACAUGCAAACACCAGAAGGGAAAAUUUUGCGCAUUCAUUCAGCCGCGCCUGCUACACCAGCAUCUCCUUCAACGAUAGCAGCCGCUCUAGGUUUAAAUUUGAAAACCCCUCUCCCUGGUGUUCAGGAUUCCUCAAUAGGGCUGGCUUCCUUUAGUGGAGGAUCAAAAUCGUCUUUGAUGGAACAGUCCAUGUUGAAACGCAUCAGAGAAAUGCAACAAAAGUCUUUAGUGGGGGAUAGUUCCAAGCAAGUCAUAUCGUUCAAUGACAAAAGCGCGCUAUUGGCCCAGAUCCGCCAAAAUCUGACGGUAAACAAAGGAUUCGGAAAUAACCUGAGUAGCAUGACUGCUAGAGUGGGAGGAAGUUCUAGCCCAAGAAAUCUCCCUCCGUUGGCUAAUAACUCGAACCUCAAUCAUUUUGCCAAACAGCUAGCAAGUUUGGCUCAGAAAUCAACGGUGGAUUUGUUGACGGAUGUUGGAGUUGGUUGCAGCCAGGCAGAUUUUGAGACUUGCAGCAAUAGCGGCUUGUCUCCUAAAAGACCUUCGAGUCUUUUGCCAAAUGCGAGAGCACUGCCAAGCGACUCACUGCCUAAGAAAGUAGCAACAGUUUCUCCAAACUUGACGAAAGCUCGCGUUUUUACUCCACGCCGUCCAAUGGCCAACGUAGAGCCCAUGUCGAAAAUUCCUGCUACGGUUGAUCAUUCCUCGGUCACGGAGUCGUCGCCACCGUUGAUGUCGGGCGCCAUGUGCCCUAUUCCUUCGGCUCUUUCGGCGCUGUCUGCUCUAUCUUCAUCUCCUCUGGCAGUGAAGCCUACUACUUAUAACCGACCUUCUGAAUUGUCACCUGAUCUCGUUGAAUUUGCCUCUAAAAGCGAAGAGGAGCAGCACUCUUCUAUGGAAAGCAACGGAAGCACUCGGAAUGGAAGUGGCCUUUUCGAUAACCUCUCUUUGGCUUCCCAGCUAGAGGGUUUUGCCUCGUGUACCUCAGCUGCCGAGAGUCUCAAGGACUUGCUGAAAACCACGAACAAUGCAACCAGCGAAAACGUCGUGCCCAGUUUACGGUGGAAUAGUGAUGAAACGUUAGCUAGUGUACCCCCUUCAUGGUCUGAUGAACAGCAAUUUCCCACCAACCAGCAACACCAGUGGAACAAUGGAGGACAGUGGAACGACGCUUCCACCAGUAGUCAAGUGAAUUGGCCCUGGUCUCAACAGCAACCAUCUCAACAGGCCCAAGCAAAUUUCUCCAACGCCAAUCGUUCAGGAGGCACUUCGACGGCUGCCACCCCAGCAGCACACUCGUACAACAACCAUCAGUAUUCUAACAACUUUGACGCUAGUAAUCAGUGGUCGAAUUACAACAACACGCCGACCGCAGCUAACAAUUCUUACACUUCACAUUCCCUUCCACCUCCUAAUGGACACUAUUCUGCUCCCCCUUACUUUCCUACUUCGUACUUUGGCUCUAACGCGCCGCUACCACCGGCUUACAUGACCUAUCCGCAAACUUCUCAACCCGGAUACAACAGUCUGGAAGGUAGCAGCUACCACAAUCAGUACGGGGGUAAUGAAUUCCCACCAAACUACUCUCAACCUUACCCCGGUAGCUAUUCACAGUAAAGGCACUGUGCAUCACAUAAGAACAGUCACUCCAAAGUUUUUGCUUGGGCAUUCAAAUUUUUGGUUUGUUUAUCCUUAAAUAUUUAAUUGGUCGUGGUAACAUUUGUUGGCUUGUGUUAUGGAGUUAAAAUUUUGCUGCGCUCCGUCUAUUAACUGACCGGCGUUAGCCAUCGUAAUUACGAUCAAAUUGCAUUACACCUACUGUGUAUAUUCGUACGUUUCUUAUGUGUGUGUAAACAGGUGAAUGCUGGGCAAGCAUUUGAGAUAAUUCUGUUGAAAGCUGCCGUGUGUGUCUACGUUCCCCUUUGGCCUCGCAAUCGCCUGUCCUUUAUACCUCCUCUCUUUCUGAACCUAUUAUUGUUUGUUAUUAUGCCGUGAACGAAAAAAGUGGAGAAAAUUUAGUUUCAACGUGACUAGUUAUGAAAUAAAUCUGAAACACUGCAGUUGCAAUGAAAA
Molecule: messenger RNA, 5786 nt
Organism: Daphnia pulicaria
Lineage: Eukaryota; Metazoa; Arthropoda; Branchiopoda; Diplostraca; Daphniidae
Product: helicase ARIP4-like
Exons: 11
Coding region: 213-5330 (1705 amino acids)
Cellular component (GO): nucleus
Molecular function (GO): ATP-dependent chromatin remodeler activity; ATP hydrolysis activity; ATP binding
Source: RefSeq, a predicted model, not a curated record